GGACUCUCUAUUAAUGCUGGCCUAUCAGGGGCUGGCGGGUCUGCAUCCGGAGCACGUUUCAAGGAUCUGCCCCACUCCCAGGUGCCUGUCUGUGCCUGAAUGCAGGCCUGGCCCGCCCGACUGGCGCCAAAUCGGGACCCUGGGGCGCAACACGCCCAGUAAACACCAAGCUCGAUUCAUUGGUGAUCACCUCUCGUGCCCCCCUUACCCAGCGAACCAUCCCGACAGGCGACGGCAACAACCCACGCCCAUUGCAAUACCGUCUAACAUGACAUUGCGGCGAUAAUCUCGACGAGCCUUCCGCCUGCGACACUGGUACUUUUGCCCUUUCGACUCUUGCGACUGCCCGGUCAAAAAACCAUUCCGGUGAACACGACAGCGCCAACAGCACCUCCACGAGACGCCCGCGGCGACGACGACGACGACGACCAACACCCCCACGAUGGACCAGGCAGACAUUCCCGCGCUGCUUUCGCGGCUGGCCAGCGAUGAGGACGCCGCGCGCAAGAUGGCCGUCUUCAAGCUGCAGUCCUCAAUCAACGACCCUGCCUUUGCCGACGUCUUCAUUUCCGCGGGAGGCCUGAUCAUCCUGCGGCGGCUCAUCAUGACUGCGGGCGGCAACACGCUCGCCUACUCGCUGCAGAGCCUGACGCGCGUCCUCGAGGUCGACAUGGGCUGGGAGAUUUUCGAGGGUCCCACGGCCGGCGACCUCGUCGAGCGCAUCGUCGAGCUCGUCGUCACCAACCCGCUCGUCAAUAUUCUCAGGGGCGCAAUGUCCAUCCUCGUCGCCCUCGUCAGCCACUCGCAGUCCGCGCCCGCGCCGACGUCGCCGACGACAUCUACCGCCGGCACCCUCGGCGCCGCCAAGGCCCCCGGCUCCUUUGGCUUCCGCGCCCUCAAGCCCGCCGUCGCCGUGUACCCGCAGUUCUUCGGCCUCGUCAUCCAGCAGCUGCACUCGGCCGACCACUCGCUCUGCGCCAACGCGCUGAUGCUCAUAAACGCCCUGAUCCGGGACGCCGUGUCGAACGAGGGCGGCCAGCAGCGAGACGGCGCCAGCGGCGCCGGCAAGUCUGCGAGCUCGGGCGAGGACUGGCCCAAGUUCAUCAAGAAGCUGCAGGACCUGGGCCUCAUCAAGGCCGUCUUCAACCUCAUGCAGAGCUCUGCCCUGCAGGACCUGGCGCACCCGCUGCUGGAGUUCCAGUCUCUGACCAAGCUGUUGCUGCGCAAGUGGAAGGAGGUCAAGGUCGACGUGGAGAAGCCGGAGCACAGACGGGCGCUCAAGGGCCUGCACCUGUCCAGUGCGCCGAGCAGGGACCUCAAGGACCUGGGCAGCACGAACCCCAUUGCCAGGAUAGAGGAGCUCCUGGAGAACGGCAAGAAGGGCAGCCGCAAACACAACCCGGAGAAGUGGAGACGGCUCGGCUUCGAGACGGAGAGCCCCGCGAUGGAGUUUGAGGAGACGGGGUUCCUGGGCAUGAUGGACCUCACCGACUACGUGCGCAGGAACGAGGACAACUUCCAGAAGAUGCUGCUCGAGCAGUCCACGAAGCCGCUGCACGAGAGAUGCCCGAUUGCCCGGGCGAGUCUGGCGGUCACGCUGACGCUCUACGAGCACUUCGACUGCGACAAGUCGGACUGGGAAGACGUCCGCGGCUAUCAGCUGACAGACGCCGACCACCAGGACAAGCUUUUCCGGCCGCUCAUACUGCAGUGGUCAAGGAUACAUACUGCAGGUCUGCACGCGUUCUUCCGACUAUGGAAGGCUACCGGGGCCGAGCAAUCCGACUUUGACAAGGUCGCCGAACUCAUGAGAAUAUUAGUCGAGCAAGUCAUUGGCCAGGCAGGCCGGACAAAGGACGUCAUGGAGGUCGAGGAGGAGCUCUUCGAGUACGAGUGCAGCCGGCUGCGGGAGCUGCAGAUGGAGCUUCUGGAGCUCUCGUUUGAGAACCAGUGGGGACAGCAUCUAUACCAGGUCCGCGACGUCCUCAAGCAAGAAGCCCUCACGUUUAUCAAGGAGCAGCGCGUGCGGUGCCUGCUGCAGGGAUCAUGGUUCCAAAAGCCCGCGCCGAGAAAGGAGAGCCGCGCCGCGGCCGACGCUGCUGCCAACGGCGGCGGCCCCGGCGGCGUUGGCAACAGGAGAGCAGCAAACGGCACGCUGUGGCGGUAUGUCAAGCUGUCGCAUAACCGGCGCUAUCUGCACUGGGCGGACUUCGCGCUGCGCACGGCGCAGGAGCCCUCCCUCGACUCGCUCGCCGAGAAGAUUGACUUGCGCACAAUCAGCUCGGUCGUGUCCAACGUGUCGACCACCAGCAAUGACGACGCAAAGAGCGGUGUUAGCGACCCCACGCUCAAGAUGCAGCCGAACGGGAACGGUCUGGGAGGUGCCGCGGGGGGGACCAAACACCUCGCCAAGAUUACGAUAUUCAGCUUCGUCGAGAGUGACAGCAACGGCCACCUGUCCGACCACGACGACAGCGAGCAUCCCAAGGAGCAGCCGCUGCUCACGCUGCACCCGAUCAACCACAGCCUGGCGUCCGAGUGGCUCGACGGCCUGCUCAUGCUGCUCGACCAGUCGCCCAUUACGUCCGAGACCAACAAGAUGACCAAGCUGGUUGAGGACUACGGGAUGAAGAUCCGCCUGCUCAAUGUCAGGAUGGAGGCAGCGUAUGCCGGGCCGCCACCGGGAGCGGGCGAGGUGCCCAGCCGCGAGGGGCUGGAUGAUGAUUACUGGUAUGAUAUAUGAUGAGGGUUUGGUCGGCGGGUGGUGCGCGCAGCCAAGAGAGCUAUUAGCCAGGGAGCCGCCGCGGGAGGUGGAAACGCACGUCCACGUGUCUUCUCACUGGUCUCUAUUAUUUGUUUGAUGAUUUUUACAAGUUCCGGAGAGGAGAGCUAGGACGGUGAUAAUCUUGGCUGCCCUUGUCUUCGGAUUCCCAUGGGAGCGAUUGUAGGCGGAAGCAUUUUGUGUGUUGAGAACGCGAUAUACCCUGAUACAGAGGACGCUGGAAGAUAGCAAUUAAUUGGAGAACUCCGCCUAAUCCACCUGAAGAGAGUUAGUUGCAUGGGACGUGGGAAUUGCAUGCAAGCACCACAUGCCCAAUACCACCACA
Molecule: messenger RNA, 3107 nt
Organism: Microdochium trichocladiopsis
Lineage: Eukaryota; Fungi; Ascomycota; Sordariomycetes; Xylariales; Microdochiaceae
Product: ELMO/CED-12 family protein
Exons: 1
Coding region: 443-2743 (766 amino acids)
Biological process (GO): cell motility; actin filament organization
Cellular component (GO): plasma membrane
Source: RefSeq, a predicted model, not a curated record